AAUGAGGCAUACUGUGAAUCUAAUGUGCAGAAGAGAUGGCAGAGUUUUCUUUGAAUAUUCAGAAACAUAUUAAGGCAGGUCUUAUUGUGAGUGGAAAAUUCGAUGGAUCGCACGCGUGUCUUGCGGCUGCUACACCUGGUGGAAACAUUUUGGUGCACAGUCCUCAUAGGCAACCGCAGAUCGAUUACUCCGAUCACAAACAAUCCAACAAAAGAUUAUCGUGGAGCGGGGAACUUGCGGAGCUUCAAAUUGGUACCGAGGUCAAAUCAUUAUGCACUGGUCGUCUCGGAGAGGAUGAAAGGGAUAUUCUUUUGAUCGGUACUGUUUCUCAUGUGCUUGCAUAUCAUGUUGAAGACAAUGCUGAUGUCUUCUACAAAGAAAUGUCGGACGGCGCGAAUUGUAUAAUUGUUGCGAAAGUUGGAUGGCUACCUAAUCAGGUUGCAAUAGUAGGUGGCAAUUGCUCAAUCACAGUUUUAGAUGCGCAGGGUACAGAAAUAUUUUGGACAGUGAUGGGAGGCAUCGUCACUUCAUUGGCAGUGCUUGAUUUCGAUGGAGAUGGCGAGAAUGAGUUAUUGAUCGGUACAACGGAUUUUGAAAUUAGAGUGCAAAAGCAGGAUACCAUGCUUUGGGAAACUAAAGAAACGGCAACGAUUGUUGCUCUCACUGAUCUUUCAAACAGACAGUUUGCUUAUGCUGUUGACAAUGGAACAAUUGGCGUCUAUGAAACAGGACAGAGACUGUGGCGAGUUAAGUCAAAGCAUAAAGUGGUAUCCGUAGGAACUUUUGAUAUAAACGGCGAUGGUAUACUAGAGCUGAUAACUGGUUGGAGUAGCGGGAAAGUGGAUGCAAGAACAUACAAUACUGGCGAAGUCAUGUUUAAGAUUCAGCUGUCAUCUGGUGUAGCGGGUAUAGUGGAUGCUGAUUAUCGUAGAACGGGCAAGCCUGAUUUAGUGGUUAUUUCUACUAACGGCGAAGUACGUGGAUAUAGUGCUGGGUCCAUAAUACAAACUCCAGAACCUGGAGAGAUAAUACGUGAAUUAUUAGCUAGAAAGCAAGCGCUUCAAAUGGAAUUACGACAAAGGGCUGCGACUGGUUCCAAUAUGUAUUACGGAUCAAGAUUAGCCAUCAGUCUGCUGACACAAAGGGGUGCAGCUCGCGUUGCGCUUGCUGCUGGACCCGGACUUUUGGUACAUUGCGCUAUAGUCUUUGCUGAGGGUGUUUUUGAAGGUGAAACGCUGGUAACGCAUCCUAACCGGCCACAAGGAGAAUUAGAGAUCGCUCUUUAUCCUUCCAAGAAUGAUCCUGUAGACAUUCAUGUUAAAGUGUACGUUGGUCCUCCUGGUGCCGACUUAUUGCAGGUUUUUGAAAUAACACGGCAGCUGCCAAAAUUUUGUAUGUACGAGCUCAUCCCAAAACCGCAACAUGUUUCGGAAGAAUUGUCGAGUAAUGGCGUUGUAACAGACGUCGCAGAGAGGCCUCAGCGCAUCGCCAUUUGGUUAAACCAGAGUCUCAUCCUGGGAGAGGAAUUGGAGAUCGCAGAAAGUGGUCCGAAUGCCGGAUGCAUCGAAGUGUGGCUUCGUGGGAUGCGGGAUAACCAAAUACACUGCUUCAAAUCGAAUGCCAAUGGAAAAGUAACGAUCCAGACGGAUGAUUCAACAUUUGCCGGCGAUAUUAUUCAAUCUCUCGCCAUGUAUUUAGGUGUCAGAGAGCUGACCUCAGAAGCCACAUUUCCAGCGGAAGAGAGCAGAAUGCUGGACGCGUUGGAUCGUGUCAAGGGUUUGAAGGAAGUCGAUGCGCGGCUCCAGGCGGAAGCUGCGGGCGGCGCCAAUCUUCUGAAGAGUAUCGUGAUUCGUUUAGAAGACGCUAGGAUCCUCGAGAAUAUUGACGAAAUGCGAAAAAGACUGAUGCAAUUGAAAAACAUCAAUGGCGACUUGAUCCGAGAACAUGAGAUUCGACUGAACAGUCAUCGAGAGCUUGCGGCCAGUCUGAAAGAAUUGAAUAUCGGUGUGCAGCGUGUAGCAAGACUCAGAGUCGGGAAAGCUGCCUCCAACGCGGUGUCUCGUUGCAGAACGGCGAUACAAGACGAAAAUUCAAAAGCUCUUGCGCUCGCGAUAAGGCACGGGUAGGCUAAAUACAGAAAAGCCACAGGAUAAUCGUUAUGCAAUAAAAUCAUCGAUUUUGUAACUGCAUAAUGUGUGAUGAUUUUCUUUAUGUAAUAUAUUUCAAAAGAGCCAUGGCAUUUAUUCUGUGUAUAUAUAAAUUUGCAUUAUUGACAAAGAU
This is a messenger RNA of Formica exsecta, 2280 nucleotides long. Its product is annotated as Bardet-Biedl syndrome 2 protein homolog. Gene Ontology annotation, biological process: non-motile cilium assembly. The coding region runs from base 36 to 2126 and encodes 696 amino acids. Gene Ontology annotation, cellular component: ciliary basal body; membrane; motile cilium. Lineage: Eukaryota; Metazoa; Arthropoda; Insecta; Hymenoptera; Formicidae. The transcript has 11 exons. The record is from RefSeq and is a predicted model, not a curated record.